AUGGAGAAUCUUCAUAGUGAUAUCAUAGAAAACAUACUUUCUCGAUUAUCAAUUGAGGCAGCUUUACAUGCCAAACGAGUAUGCACAACUUGGAGAGAAAUCCUUCGUUGUAAAACUGAAAAACCAGGUUUCUUUUUUGGUUUAUCUCGUAAAGUUAAACGUGAAGGUGGUGUCAGUAAGAGUAGAAUUAGUAGAAAACGUUUUUUCUACGAAGAUGAAUAUGAUCAUUAUGAUCAUGCGAAGAUGAACUACUAUCACUCUUACAACACACUUUCGGAGAUACAACACGGCAGAUUUAUUACAAAAUAUCUCUCGAGAUAUAUCAUGGUUGGGUCUUGCCAUGGUUUGGUUUGUUUCCGAAAAUCCAAUGAACAUACUCAAGGCGCCAUUGAUCCUUUUCUAAUUCGCAACCCGUUAAUUGGAGAAUUAAUUGUUCUUCCCGAAUAUAAUUACUCUGAUCAAUUGCCGACUGAUAUAUCUAGCACAACUCCUCCCACAAGUCGUUUAACAAGUGGGUUUGGUUAUUGUCCUUCGACAAAUAGCUACAAGGUUGUGACAAUAUAUUAUUAUCAUGGGAAAAAUAAGGGACAUGUUCAAGUGUAUACUGUUGGUCGUGAGUGGAGAUACAUUGGAUUCAUUGUUCGUCCUUACUCACUCGAUUAUUUUUCAGGUAUCUAUGCAAAUGGAGCACUUUACUGGUUGCACGAUAAGGUACAAAACUGUGAGACUGUCGCCUUUGAGUUGGAAGCUGAAACGUUUGAUUACAUCCCAUUGCCAAGUUCUGUAGAUUCUGAGUACAAAGAUUAUUCUCUUUCUGUACUACAUUUGCUUGGCGCGAAUAAUAAAUUGUAUUUAUUUCAUAAAACUUAUCAAGCUUCUCGCACUGACAUAUGGGUGUACAUGUCAAAUAAUACGAGCAUUGGAACUAAUAACACCAUCACCAUGAAAGAGUGUAAUCAGGAAGAGAAAUACCACGACAGAGGUUCACCGUGUUGGAUUAAGAGAUUUAGUAUCCGCUGGGAAGUUCCUUUUUUUACGCCAUUUGCAAUCACAAGGAGCAAUGAAGUUUUAUUGUGGAAGUGUGUUGGACCGAGACUCUAUUGCUAUGAUCCUAACACUUCAACCUUAAAGAGACUUUGGGAUGGUACGGCGAAGGGUACGAAAUGGGAUUACGUUGAGGCAAUUCCUCACAGGCAGAGCAUUGUUUCUUUGAAGGAUUUGGGAGAAAAAAAUGUUACGUCUUUAAAAGACUUGGAGAAACUGAUGUUACAAGCUAGUUCGAAAGAUUCUGGCGAAGGCGAUGUUACCGUUUACGAAUCUGCAACAAUACCUUCAACCGAAACAAGAGAUGCUAAAAGAUCAAAGAAUUGUUAA
Molecule: messenger RNA, 1374 nt
Organism: Papaver somniferum (opium poppy)
Lineage: Eukaryota; Viridiplantae; Streptophyta; Magnoliopsida; Ranunculales; Papaveraceae
Product: putative F-box protein At2g02030
Exons: 1
Coding region: 1-1374 (457 amino acids)
Molecular function (GO): protein binding
Source: RefSeq, a predicted model, not a curated record